This is a messenger RNA of Cydia amplana, 1123 nucleotides long. Its product is annotated as reticulon-4-interacting protein 1, mitochondrial. The transcript is spliced from 7 exons. The coding region runs from base 3 to 1097 and encodes 364 amino acids. Gene Ontology annotation, cellular component: mitochondrion. NCBI's taxonomy places the organism in Eukaryota, Metazoa, Arthropoda, Insecta, Lepidoptera, Tortricidae. The record is from RefSeq and is a predicted model, not a curated record. Gene Ontology annotation, molecular function: oxidoreductase activity.
CGAUGGCCGCCGCACGCGCGGCAGCGGAGGCGCGCUCGGGCGCGGCGCGCAUGGCGGCGUGGCGCGCGCACUCGUACGCCGCGGACGGGGCGGGCGCGGCCGCCGCGCUGCGGCUCGACGCGGCGCGCCGCCCCGUGCGCCGCGCGCCCGAUGAACUGCUCGUGCGAGUGCAUGCGUCUUCUAUAAACCCUAUUGAUCUCGCCAUGAUCAGUGGGUACGGCUCGCGCGUGCUAAACGCGUGGCGCGCGCUCGAAGGAAGCGAAGGAUUGGAGUUCCCGCUAACGCCGGGGCGAGACUUCGUGGGCACGGUGGCGGGCGCCGCGCCGGGCGCCGCCGUCGCCCCGGGGGCCCGCGUGUGGGGCGUGCUGCCGCCGCACAGAGUAGGGGCUCACGCGGAGUACGUGCUCGCUAAAAGUUCUUGGGUGAGCCUAGCACCAGAAAACCUAGACGACCUCCAAGCCGGCGGCGCUCUGUACGGAGCGCUAACCGCAUGCUCGGCGCUGCGGGUCGGGGGGUUAGCACCAGGAGGGGUGGGGGGGAAGCGGGUCCUCGUACUAGGGAUGGGCGGCGUCGGACACGCGGCCGUGCAGCUGCUAGUGAGGGACAGACAUCAUGUGGUGGUGAGCUGUGCCAGCGAGCAGGCGGAAGCUGCGCGUGCGCUGGGGGCGGAACCCCUCGACCGUCGCCAGGAGGAUUAUGCUGAAAGCCUGCAACAGGCUGGCUCAUUUGACGUGGUGAUAGACUGCGCAGGGCAGGGCGGCGCGGGCGCCGCGCAGCUUCCUUGCACGUUCGGCGCGUACGUCACUCUGACGUCGCCUCUGCUGCGCAGGACGGACACCAACGGGCUGCUGCCAGGCACCCUGGCCGCUGCCGCCGACCUGAUACAGCAGAACUUGGCUGUCAGAUAUCCCGUGCGCUGGGCGUUCUUCGCGCCGCGCGCGGACGACAUACAACUGCUACGCCGCCGCGCUGAACGGGGACAGUUCUCUGUGGCCGUGGAGCAAGUGUGGGGUUGGCGCGACGCGAGCGCGGCGUACGCGCGCGCUGCGCAGGGGCAUGCGCGCGGCAAGCUGCUGCUCGACUUUGCCGCGCCGUAGCCGCUCCACGAGGCAACAGGUUAUUG